CCGCUGCCUUCCGGGGCUCGGCGCGGUGGCGGCCGUAGCCGGGCAGGAUGCGCUCCCCGUGCCCGCUGCUGCUCCUCGCGGCCUGCUCGCUGCUCGCGCUGCCGGGAGCCCGCGGUAGCCGGGAGCCGCCGGCGGUAGCGCUCAGCCCGGCGGUGAACGGCAGCCGGCCGGCCGUCGAACCGCACGGAGCGGCCGGCAACCACAGCCGGGCCCAGCUGAGCCCCGUGCCCGCGCUGCUCCGAGACCUGUCCGCGCUGAAGGCCGCCGUCAUCGGGGCCUGCGCCCUCACGGCCGCGCUCAUCGCCUGCCUGCUGCUCCGCGUCUUCAGGUCAGGAAAGAGGAUUAAGAAGACCAGGAAGUAUGACAUAAUCACCACUCCAGCUGAGCGGGUAGAAAUGGCUCCUCUCAAUGAAGAAGAUGAUGAGGAUGAAGACUCAACAGUGUUUGAUGUGAAAUACAGGUAGAGCAGUUCUGUGGAGCACUGGUACCCUGCCAGGUGGCAUUCUGCUGUUGAGGGACCUGCUGAAGCCAUAACUGUGAAAGGGGAGGCUUUCAUCUCUGCAGCAUUACAACCAAACCAAGCCUCAUCUCCUCGAGGUGCUGUUUAUAUGGCAGGCUACAAAUCUUCCAACCAAAAUGUCACCAUUAGGUUCCCUGGUUUCCAGACCACUAUGUUGGAGUGAUGGAGUUCCUCCUCGCCAACUCAGCUGUCUCUUGCUUUAAGAGGACUGCUUUGUCACUAAAGCAUGACAAGAUACAGCCCUGUGUACUAACUUGCAGCUCAUUAUGGUCUAAAUAUGUUUUGCAGAAGAAGGAAGAACAGGAAGAUUCAAUCAAGCUGCCUCAAGGACUUAUUUUCCCUAUUCAGUACUUUAGUCACUGUUAAACUUUGCUCACUGUAGAACAGUUCAUACAUUUAAAUAUUAAGAAGGGUAUUUUCUUUCUGGCCUUACAGAAGUGACUUGUGACUUUAGGUGGUAAAAAUGUAAGCCAUGUUAAAAUGCCGUACUAUGUUUAGUAUAGGAUUUUAAGGGGAAAAAGGUGAGAGGUUGACUCAUGCAGAAAAAUUUCUUGACUUGCUACUGAUUUUUUAAACAUUAUAGUUGCACUAAGCUUUCAUAAUGACAUUUUCAUUGUCCCUAGGAGCUCUGAUCAGACCAACAAUAAAUGAGAUCACAGGGAAAUAGGAGGAAUCAGACAUGCCCUACACUACAACAAUCUUGGAUUAAAAAAAAAGAUAUAUUUUUGUAAUUUUCUGCCCUUCCACGGGGAGUUAAAGUGUUUUGUACUGUUGUGUGUCCUAUGCUUACUGUAACUUGUGUACCAGUCAUCUGUAUUACCUUUUUUCUAAGCAGAGUAAGUCCUCACAUGGAAUGAUUUGACUGCAGAAAGACCACUACUUAUAUUUCACGGAAGCUUUAUAUAAGUGAUCUUAAUCUGUAAAAAACUGGAAGUUUUCCCUUACCACCUGCUUGGCAAAUCCCAUUAAACUCAAGGAUGCAUUUUGAACCAUUACUCCCUGCUAUGCUUCACGCUGCAGAGGUCAGAGCUGUGGGAGGACACUAACAAAAUGAGAUAGCUGCAUCUGGAUGGAUCAGGCUAAGGAAACCACAAGCAUGUAUACUUUCCAGGCAGUCAUUAGAAAAGGCAAGCCUAACUGGUUUUGUUUCUUCACAUUGUGGUUUUCCUUUAGAGUAACCACAGAUGCAGCUCAGAUUUCUCUUUGACACUUUUACUCUUCAUUUGCUUCACCCUUGAAACCUUCGUACUUUGGGUUUUAAAGCUGCCUGGAGAACCUUGCUUUUCUUGGGAACCACACUGUUUAUUUUAGGAUUGUCCCAUUGUUUGCUUGACUUACUCCUACAGUUACAGCCCUUCAAGGAGACUGCAGAGUAUCUGGCAAAGAACCAUCCUUGCAGUGAGUUGCCUUUUUUUUUUUUUUUUUUUGUGGAAUUGAUGAUUGCUGAGAACACUAAGCUGCUUUGUCAUGAUACCAUAACCUAUGCUGGUUCUGCACGGUUCCCUUAGGUCCUGCAGUCCGUAAGAGGAGGAGAAGGGAAAUUUCUUUUCCCCAGCAGCCUUGUGCUUUCGUAAGAGUAGCUCCCAUAGCUUGCUUUCUGCAACUCUGACUUAGCAAAGGCUUCACAAACAUCCCACUCAACUGGCAUGGAAAAAUCCCAUGGGAGACUGUCGUGUUACCAUUAGUCAUCAAGGCAAUAUAAAAAUGCUUUGCUAUUUUCAUUCAUGGAAUGAAUUUGAGUCAUUCCACAGUACUGUUACUAAGCAAUAUUUCAUAUCAGCUACUAAGUGAGAGUAGAGGAACUGAUGAUGGGGCCAAGCAGGCUGUCUCCAGGAUGGUAUAACGUGUAAGUACUGGUGGGUUGAGCAGUGCUGCAGAUUGAGAUGAAAGCCAGAGAAUCUUUCCCCACUUUGGUAAAGCAGAUUUGAGAUUCAGGCUGGAUGAUUCUGAAGGAAAUAGCAUGCCUCUUCAGGACUAAAGUACUUUGAAAAGCAGGAACUAAAUUUAGAUAGGUAGAAUCCUUCUUAAGUCAAAGAAGUGGCGAUGCUGAGAGGAAAGCUAGGUUAAAAGCUCCUUUUGCAUUUGCUGAAGGAGGUGAUGAAGGGCAGUAGCUGUGCUUUCUGAGCAAACACCAUGGCAACAUGUUCAUGUCCACACUUCUGCCAAAUUCAUUAAGCUGAGCAUCAGGCAUUCUGGAAUUGGUGGGGAUAGAGGGAAUAAAGCCUCCUUGCACAAAAGAGGGGCAAGACCAGGUGACAAAGGAGAAAGAUGAGAGGAGCAUAAAGGGUACUUCUUUCCAAGGGCAAGUCAGUUCUUGAAAUGAAUUAUUUCCACCAACUUCAGGUUACUUGCAGAGUUAAGCUGGCAGAGGCCAUCUGCUCCACUUGCUUGUGGCUAAAAACCCCACUGUUUUAUAACAUGGACAAAUCUCAGUGGUGGAUGGGGACCAAGCAUUUCAGAUGUUGAAAAUAGAGGUGCUCAGCUUGCUCCUCAGAGAGGUCCCAAAUGAUGUGCCAUAAGCUGAGGAGUGCUGGGAGGGGGGGGAGCAGCUACUUGGUCAAAAUAAAAGGCUGACCUCACCCACUGCUCACGGUCAUGAAAAUAACCUGAAUUCUUUGUUUGAUGUUGCUCAGUUGCUGUUGCAAAUGUGAGGCAAUGUUUACCUCUAUAAAAGUUGCUGUAUGUGAUUUAAAUUGUCUAGUUAAAUAUUCUAUAGCUAUAUUUAGUUAAGAUUUUAAGAGCACUUGAUGUGACUCAUCUAAUAGUAUAUAUAAGAAUAUUUUUUUAAUUGUAGGAAUUAGUUUAAAACAUAGUUUUAAUAAUUUGGACUGUUUUUCAGGUAGAUCUAUUUCAUUGGAAAGGAAUAACCAUUAACCACUACAUGAAUGUUUUACCUUAACAUUCUGUGCAUCUUACAGUGCAGAUUUAAUCUGAUUGUGAUUGUCUCUUAGUAUUUGCUGCUAUUUUGUGUUGCAUAGUCGAGCUUGCUUUGUUCAAGAGCAUUUUAAAGGCAUUUUUCUGUUACAGAAAAUGAAAAGAAACAUUAUUACAGAUGUCUGCCUGCAGCUUGCUCACUGCUUACAAAAUCCACUGACUAGUAGCAGAGUCAAACAGAGCAAGCAAAUUAGAGGCUUUCCUCUUUGUGCAUGCUGUGCUGCGGAGGAAAACCCUGCACAGAAUCACAGCUUCGUUACUCCAACUGCAGAAGUCAGCGUGCCAUGUUUGCCUGCAGGAUUAAGGCAGAAAUGCACAGGUAGUAUUUUUCCCUUCCCUGAAAGAUGUGGAGAUGACUGCAAACACUUGUUCAGCACACUAACUUGUACACAGGUCAAUGCUUAUCCUAAGCUCCAAACGACUUGUAGAAGUCUAAUGAACACUUAAUUGCUAAUGCAUUUGAACGUUUUGUUCAUUACUGCUCCCUCUAAAGCACUGUACGUGGCAUAAUCUCUGCAGGGUGGCACACCAUGGUUUUCAUUAAGGUUUUUUUCUUUUGUUACAUGGCUUUCUGCUGCUG
Messenger RNA from Phasianus colchicus (ring-necked pheasant), 4034 nucleotides. RefSeq names its product family with sequence similarity 174 member B (gene FAM174B). NCBI's taxonomy places the organism in Eukaryota, Metazoa, Chordata, Aves, Galliformes, Phasianidae. The record is from RefSeq and is a predicted model, not a curated record.